Molecule: messenger RNA, 1227 nt
Organism: Fomitopsis serialis
Lineage: Eukaryota; Fungi; Basidiomycota; Agaricomycetes; Polyporales; Fomitopsidaceae
Exons: 3
Coding region: 216-941 (241 amino acids)
Source: RefSeq, a predicted model, not a curated record
GUGCAUUACACGGUGGCCACACCACCCAAUGCGUAUAUUUCUGGGCCCUCCGUCCUCCACUGCCGCCGCAUCCCGCGCGCCUUGUACAGACCCCGCCACCACGCCCACCGCGGCCCCUGGCGCCACCCCAGGCCCCCGAGGCCACCACGCGCCUGGCGUGCCCCCGUAGUGGCUCCGAAUUUGUAGGCUCUUUGUGCGCCCUGCUGCGUCGGGACAUGCUCAGCGUGUUCCCAUCCUUCCCUCCCACCGCCCGCGUCUCUUCAUCUCCGCCCCGCCGCCACAUGUGCCUGCAGCACGUCGCUAGCGGGGCGAGAAUCCCGUCCGCCGUGGGCUGCUCUUGUAUUCCGUUGACCACAGCCGCGUCCGCGCGCCGCCGGGCCUGCCAUCGACGUUCCACACCCGCUGGCGCCCGGCUAGCCCGUUUCGGCCGCGUCGUCGUCUCUGUGCCACAGAGCCCGUGGUGGAAGCAGGGUGGAAGCAAAUCCCGAGGGCUUCCAACUGUGCCCUUCCUGAUCACCCAUCCCUUCCCUCCGCUCAUGCCUCCCCACCACCAGCCUGUACCGCUUUUCCGGUCUCCCUCGUCCCGAGCUCGUUCCCUCCCACUGCAGUCGCGUCCCCCCCUCCGGGGUUCGUCUUUCGGCUUGCCCGCUCGGAAUCCGGCUACUCAACCCGCAGGACACGACACAUUCAACAAGCGUUGGCCGACUUCGGGCCAGCUGAAUCUAAAACACUACUCACCGCCUUGGCAGGACCGGCCAACGGGUUGCGACAAUCUUUGCCCAACCCCGCGGACCGGGCCUCAGCAGACGGUCAGAUUGUGCGUGGUUCUAGCCUCCCGAACGCUGACUCACCGACGCGCCAUUGGCCGCAGCCAGCUACCAGCCCUACCGGCGGCCAACUCCGCUGCGACCACUCGCCGCCAGCCUCGCGGACGACGAUGACGUCGGGCGUGCACCGGCCCUCGACACGCGCACAAACCUUCGUCCCCAGCCGCCCACCCGCCCACGCGUCCCCUUCUCCCGCUCCAGGGUGCCCCUGGCGUCCGACGCGCUCUCUAGCCGCCUGCGCAACUGCCUCCUCCCUUCCCUCGCCGCUCGCGCCGCCUUCGCGAGUUCUGCGGCCGGAGAUCAUCGGCCCCAGCAUGCCGUGAACACGGGCCUCUCGCGUCUACGCAGGGCGUCCUGCGGCGCGGCAGUGGCACUCUGUGCGUCUGGGGCCGGACCAACU